Messenger RNA from Macadamia integrifolia, 1498 nucleotides. RefSeq names its product ABC transporter G family member 7. The transcript is spliced from 7 exons. Lineage: Eukaryota; Viridiplantae; Streptophyta; Magnoliopsida; Proteales; Proteaceae. Gene Ontology annotation, molecular function: ATP binding; ATP hydrolysis activity; ABC-type transporter activity. The record is from RefSeq and is a predicted model, not a curated record. The coding region runs from base 87 to 1481 and encodes 464 amino acids. Gene Ontology annotation, cellular component: membrane.
AGUUUCACCCUCAGUCUCAGCCUCUCAGGUCUCACCUGCUCACACGCAGCUCCAAGAGAGAGAGAGAGAGAGAGAGAGAGAGAGAGAUGGUGAGGCUUGGCGGGAAAAGAGUGCGUCAGGUGGUGGAGUUUGGCGGGAGCGGAGUGGGUCAGAUCCUGGCAGCCAUAGCUGCGGCUCUUCUUCUUCGAUUGUUCUCCGGCCCUGGUCCUUCUCUGUUGCCUGGAAUUGAGGACGUCGAAGACGAAGACGAUUACACGGGAAAGGACGAUGAUGGGGAACCUCAUACCAACGGGGAAGACGAUCCUAUCUCCGGAAAAGUUAUUCCGGUGACAAUUCAAUGGAGCAACAUCACAUGCUCCCUCUAUGACAAAUCCCGCAAAAAUGUACGAUUUCUGUUAAAAAAUGUGACUGGAGAGGCAAAACCAGGGAGGCUACUCGCGAUCAUGGGCCCUUCAGGAUCAGGGAAGACAACACUGCUCAAUGUUCUUGCUGGUCAGCUCACUGCUUCUCCCCGCCUGCAGCUGUCGGGUCUUCUGCAAGUCAAUGGACAACAUAUAUCAAAGAAAGCUUACAAGUUUGCUUAUGUGAAACAGGAAGAUCUUUUCUUCUCGCAGCUAACAGUCCGUGAAACACUAUCCCUUGCGGCUGAACUUCAACUUCCCCACUUGGCUUCUGCAGAAGAAAGAGAAGAGUAUGUGAACAACCUCCUAUUCCGUUUGGGCCUGGUUAAUUGUGCUGAUUCCAAUGUGGGUGAUGCAAAAGUCCGUGGAAUCAGUGGUGGUGAAAAGAAACGCCUAUCAGUUGCAUGUGAACUGAUUGCAAGCCCAUCUGUUAUAUUUGCUGAUGAACCCACGACUGGUCUCGACGCCUUCCAGGCAGAGAGGGUCAUGGAGACAUUCCGGCAGCUUGCAGAGGAUGGACACACAGUAGUUUGUUCCAUACACCAACCUCGAGGUUCAGUGUACACAAAAUUUGACGACAUUGUGUUGCUAACUGAAGGUGCUCUGGUUUAUGCUGGUCCUGCUCAUGGAGAACCACUCGCAUACUUCUCAACAUUUGGAUAUCAAUGCCCAGACCGUGUUAAUCCUGCUGAGUUUCUGGCUGAUCUCAUAUCCAUUGAUUACACUUCUUCUGAUACUAUUUACUUUUCCCAAAAGAAGAUUGAUGGUCUUGUUGAGGCAUUCUCGCAGAAGACGUCAACUAUUCUUUAUGCAACUCCCCUUAUCAGAAGUGAAGUCUUUAGGAGCACCACAAGGCUUGGAAGGAAAUCUGUUGUCAAGAGAAAAGUUGGUUGGUGGAGGCAGUUCUGGUUGCUUCUGAAACGGGCAUGGAUGCAGGCUUCUCGGGAUGGUCCUACAAACAAAGUUCGAGCAAGAAUGUCUGUUGCAUCAGCUAUAAUAUUUGGGUCCGUUUUUUGGCAAAUGGGAAGAUCUCAAACUUCUAUACAAGACAGAAUGGGAUUACUCCAGGUAUGCAACUAAUGCUUUGUGCAGGCGGA